Messenger RNA from Heterocephalus glaber (naked mole-rat), 689 nucleotides. RefSeq names its product trafficking protein particle complex subunit 5 (gene Trappc5). Gene Ontology annotation, cellular component: TRAPPIII protein complex; TRAPPII protein complex; TRAPPI protein complex. The record is from RefSeq and is a predicted model, not a curated record. NCBI's taxonomy places the organism in Eukaryota, Metazoa, Chordata, Mammalia, Rodentia, Bathyergidae. Gene Ontology annotation, biological process: endoplasmic reticulum to Golgi vesicle-mediated transport.
GCGCGCCUGCGCACGCAGCCCUUUUACGGCGCCGUAAAGCAGCUCGGCCGGAGCGACCGCCGCAGUUCCUGGGUGGCGGAGGUAUGGAGGCGCGCUUCACGCGCGGGAAGUCGGCCCUGCUGGAGCGCGCGCUGGCACGGCCGCGCACCGAGGUGAGCCUGAGCGCCUUCGCGCUGCUCUUCUCCGAGCUGGUGCAGCACUGUCAGAGCCGCGUCUUCUCGGUGGCCGAGCUGCAGGCUCGCCUGGCCGCGCUGGGCCGCCAGGUGGGCGCUCGCGUGCUGGAUGCGCUGGUCGCGCGCGAGAAGGGUGCUCGGCGCGAGACCAAGGUUCUGGGCGCGCUGCUGUUCGUCAAGGGCGCAGUGUGGAAGGCGCUUUUCGGCAAGGAGGCCGACAAGCUGGAGCAGGCCAACGACGACGCCCGCACUUUCUACAUUAUCGAGCGGGAGCCGCUUAUUAACACCUACAUCUCCGUGCCGAAGGAGAACAGCACGCUCAACUGCGCCAGCUUCACAGCGGGCAUCGUGGAGGCCGUGCUCACGCACAGCGGCUUUCCCGCCAAGGUCACGGCACACUGGCACAAGGGCACCACCCUCAUGAUCAAGUUCGAGGAGGCUGUCAUCGCCAGAGACCGGGCCCUGGAGGGCCGCUGACCCGCGGGAGAUAAAGGAUGCGGAGAGCCCCCUUGCCCA